AUGUCCAAGGCGGUCAAGAAGAUGAAGGAUGUGAGCAGCCGAGGUGGUAGCAAAGGCCUGAGCCAUGUGGACCAGAUGUUCUGGCGCGCGCACGUCGCACGGGAAAUCGACACCUGGAGGUUAUCUGAAUUUCUGCCAGCUGACAAAUGUUUGCCUAGCCUGCUGAAUCUCGUGGGAAAGGCCUACUCAGUGACCUUCCGUGAGGUUGAUGGGGCGAAUUUGCUCACUCGACUGCUCAGCGGCUGGCACAGAUCUGUGAAAGUGUACGAGGUGACUGAUGGACCGCCUUCCGCAGUGAAAAAGGCUGGACGAGGUAAACUGGGGUAUGUCUACUUAGACUUAUACCGAAGGAUGAGCUUCCUGGGUCGCCCAGCAGUGGAACUGGCUGGGGCGCUUCGGCUUUGUCCUGGCCAUGCUUACCUUAGUUGCAACUUGCCGGGCGUUGGACUGGGCCAAGGAUCCAAGUUGCUGCAUCCAGAGGAGCUGGUGGGAAUCACUCACGAGCUGGGUCAUGCGGUGCACAUUCUGUGCCACACGGGAAGUCCUCAAGAAUUUGACGAUUUACCCUUAGAUGUGCUGGAACUGCCCUCAACUUUGGUUGAGACAAUCGCUCUGCAUCCUGAAAGCAUGACACAGUACGCACAGCACCGCGACAAUGGUAGCCUUCCACCCGGGGACCUUCUUCGCUCCUGCCAGAGAGAUUCUCACUUCUUUGUUCGAGUCUUGCAGAAUUGCAGCGUCUCACUGGGCCUUCAUGCAGAGGACUUUGACCCCUUCAAGAAGACGGCGGCAGAUCUUCGCGAACACGCCAUUUCGUUGUGGCAGCGUUACUCGCUGGUGGAAGCAGAUCCGGCCUUCACGCCCUUGGGCGGAGAUGCUGGUCUGAACGUGGGCCAUGGAGCAAACCACGUGGCGUACCUCCUGUGCUACUUGCGUGUCGCCAAUAUACUUCAGAAGAAGGGAAGCAGGAAAGAUGCUGCACGAUGGUUGCAGCCAGAGUUUGCAGGGCUACUUCGCUCGCAGCUGCUGGACCAGAACUUCCCCAGUGAGAGGAUGGCGGCCGUUCAGCCGACCCUGGGGAAGCAAGGUCGGGAACUGCCACCUCAUCCACUGCCACAGCUGCCAAGUAGCACAUUGCUACUUUUCCAGCAACUGGCACAGUGA
Molecule: messenger RNA, 1164 nt
Organism: Durusdinium trenchii
Lineage: Eukaryota; Dinophyceae; Suessiales; Symbiodiniaceae
Source: the annotation of a GenBank genome assembly